This is a messenger RNA of Falco peregrinus (peregrine falcon), 3499 nucleotides long. Its product is annotated as monocarboxylate transporter 2-like. Gene Ontology annotation, cellular component: membrane. NCBI's taxonomy places the organism in Eukaryota, Metazoa, Chordata, Aves, Falconiformes, Falconidae. The coding region runs from base 16 to 1545 and encodes 509 amino acids. Gene Ontology annotation, biological process: transmembrane transport; monocarboxylic acid transport. The transcript is spliced from 4 exons. Gene Ontology annotation, molecular function: monocarboxylic acid transmembrane transporter activity. The record is from RefSeq and is a predicted model, not a curated record.
AAAUCCAGGUUGACCAUGUCUCCUCCAGUCCCUUCAGACCUGGGCUACGUGCCCCCUGACGGCGGAUGGGGGUGGGCAGUGGUGUUUGGAGCUUCCAUCUCAGUUGGCUUUGCAUAUACCUUUCCGAAAGCUUUCACAAUCUACUUUAAAGAGCUCCAGGCUGUUUACAGCAUCUCCUACAGCCAGAUUGCCUGGAUAACAUCCAUCAUGUGUGCUACCACCUACGGAGGAGGUCCCAUUAGCAGUAUUUUAGUAAACCGCUAUGGCAGCCGACCCGUGGUUAUAUUCGGAGGCCUGCUGUGUGGCAUUGGGAUGGUCUCAGCCGCCUUCUGCACCAGCAUCCUGCAGCUCUACAUCUGCGUGGGCUUCAUUACAGGAUUCGGCCUUGCUCUCAACCUCCAGCCGUCAGUGAUAAUCAUAGGGAAAUACUUUUUGAAGAGAAGGCCCAUCGCAAAUGGCCUUGCUAUGGCAGGGAGCCCCGUGAUGCUUUGCACCCUGGCUCCUCUCAACCAGUUCCUGUUUGACAAUUUUGGCUGGAGGGGAAGCUUUUUAAUUCUUGGGGCGAUUUUAUUACACUGCUGUGUGGCAGGAGCUCUCUUCAGACCCAUCGGGGCAGCCACAACGCCAGUCAAACCCCAGGUGACUGGGAAAGGGAAGGAUGCUCUGAAAGAAGAGGUCACUGAAGAUGCCAUGGAAAUGGGUAGUCCCACCAAAGUCCCUAUGGAGGACAAAGUGGAAGAGGAAGGAGGAAAGGCAUGUUGUGAAAAGAUCAAUCAGUACCUUGAUUUUUCCCUCUUUAAGCACAGAGGGUUCUUGAUUUACCUGAUUGGAAAUGUGCUUAUGUUCCUGGGGUUUUUUGCCCCCAUUGUUUUCCUGGCACCCUAUGCAAAGCACAUCGGCAUUGAUGAAUAUUCAGCUGCUUUCCUCCUUUCGAUCCUUGCAAUCGUGGAUAUGAUUGCCCGACCUACCACUGGCAUCAUUGCAAACAGCAAGUGGGUGAGGCCACAGAUUCAAUACUUUUUCAGCUUCUCCAUUGCUUUCAACGGCACCUGCCACCUUCUCUGCCCGCUGGCUUCUGGCUACAUGGGACUCGUCAUCUACGCCAUCUUUUUUGGCUUGGCCUUUGGGAUGGUUUGUGCCAUGCUCUUUGAAACACUUAUGGACCUUGUGGGAGCUGCCCGGUUCACCAGCGCUGUUGGCCUGGUCACCAUUGCGGAGUGCUGCACAAUAUUGCUGGGACCACCUAUUGGAGGAACUCUUAUUGAUACCUUUGGGGACUAUAAAUAUAUGUUCAUUAAAUGUGGAGCUGUGAUGGUCCUGGCAGGAACCUUCCUGUUCAUCAUGAAUUAUUAUAAUUAUCGUAUGCUUGCCAAGGAGGAGAAGGAAAGAAAGGCAAAGGAAGAGAAUACUAAACCUGUAAGGACAGAAAAUGAAGGCAGAAAUAGCUGGAACAAAGAAACCACACGGGAUGGGCCUGAGCUGGAACCUUUGAGCAAGGAACAAGAAGGACUAAAGGAGGAAGUGAAUGGCAUAAAUGAAGUUUAAACCUGUUCUUGUGGACUGAACGGGAAAUUGCUUCUGGAUUGCUUAAGUGAACACCAGCUGCAAAAUCACACUAGGUUUUUAAAUUUUGCUCUGUGCUCUGCCAUGUGCAUCCUCUUCUUUGUUGCAGGAGAAAACUAGAACAGAAACAAGUCUAGCUUCUUAUAAAGUGCUGGGACACAGUGCAGUAUCCAUUUGUAUACCAAAGGUCCUGCAAGAUUUUUCUUUCCAUAUUUCCCAUUUCCCAGAAGGGGCUGAGUAAGGGUGUAGCUGAUACCCUACUUCUAUUCCCUCUACUGCAGCUCUACUCAGUGAAAAGGCCAAUGGCCAUCAGAGUCAAUGCAGAGCACUUCCAGCAGCCUGAAUGGGCUUUGUAUUGAGUACUGUGGUGGCUAGAUUUUCUCACUGUGCUAUCAAAACUCUUUGACUGCAGUCUCGGAAUUAUCCCAGGGAUUUGGUGCUGCCUUCCACUUGCAGCUGCACUGUGACUUGCACCUCUGUCUCAUGGAAAUGUAAAAUAGACCUUAUACUCACCUUAAAUACAAGAUGAGCGUGCUGCUUGGCAGCAAGGCAGCCUGUCCUUGUGGCUGGAGCAUGUUAGGAAGGAACUAACUUGGGGUGGCUCAUCAUGGCUUGACCAGGGACUUUCUCAGAGAAUUCUGCAUUUAGCAAAAUCUCUUGAGAAAGGUGGCAUUAUGUGGGGGGCCAGCACAAGGCUGACAUGCUAUAGGAGCCCUUCUUCCAUGUCUUUUGUCUGUGUGAGGCAGAAAUUUGGCCUUAAAGGGCUUAAAAUUUGGUCUAUGUUCAAACACUGCAAAUUCUUUAAAAUUUUUCUUAGGGGGCUGCAAAGUCCUUAUUAUCCAACAUCUGAGCACCUUACCAUUUUUAGUGUGUUUUUUCUUUACAACAUCCUGGUGAGGCAGUAACCGUUGUUACUGUUAAUUAAUUAAUUGUACAAAUGAAGAACUGAGGCGUGGAGGAGCUAUAGGCAUCAUUGCAUCAGAGAAUAGAGCUUAGCCGUGCCAGAGCUGAAAUGGGAUCCUCUGCCCCACAUUAGGUGCCUGAAAGCCCUACUGAGCACAGGUAUCCCUGUGCUAGAAGACAGAAAAUGACAUGAAUAGUCCUGCAUUAACCACAGCCCUCUCUGCAGCACUGCCUGCUUACUUUGUGCUUUAUAUUACUCAGAAUUAAUGAUUUUAAACACUGUCUCAGAGCUGUGACCUUGUGCCAUAUUUUUAUAAUCUGGUUAAGUUGCAUACAGCCUGGAGGGAAUCCAUACCCAGCUGCCUCCCUCUGGUUUGGGCUGGGUUAGGGACCUCCCUGUUGUUGGCACCACAGUACCUGGUGGUCUCAUGUCAUCUUGUAUGAAAUAAAGUUUCUGCAAGUCAGUGAUGCAGAGCUGGAGCUGAGGCUAUGUGAGAGGCUCUCAUCCACUGGUGAUAAUUUUUUUGCUGGGAAGAUCUGGACUCUGACAGCAAGCCCUGAUGUAUUUUAUAAUAAGCAGCUGUUGCCCAAGAGCCCUGGAUGCUGAGCAUGGCAUCAUGCAGUUGAAUUAUGAGCCUUUUGUGGAUUUGGCUCCAAGUGACUAGAUAAAAACAAGGACUUUUCAGGCAGAUACCCAAAUCCAAAGCUAACACCAGUCCAAAGGCUAGGUCUCCUUUUUCUUUGCUUCAAUGGUACCAUUAUGUGAUCGGACGGUAUUUUUUCAUGACUUUGUCACUGAGGAACCAUACCAGAUUAUCACUUAUGAAGAAUGGCUUGUAAAAAUACUUUCGUAAAUACACUAUCCUCUUAAACUUAGAUCAUUUGUAUCUUCUUGUACAAAACCUUUUCUGUGAAAUCUUUUGUUCCACUAAAGAGUAAUGAUCUUUGGCCAUUGACUUCAGUAGGACUUACAUUUUAUCCUUACAAAGUAUCUUGGUUUUUUCUCUGGAAAAAAAAAUAUCUAGACAAUAUA